Messenger RNA from Leguminivora glycinivorella, 2925 nucleotides. It is a transcript of the gene ZnT86D, whose product is annotated as zinc transporter 7. Lineage: Eukaryota; Metazoa; Arthropoda; Insecta; Lepidoptera; Tortricidae. Gene Ontology annotation, biological process: zinc ion transport; transmembrane transport; intracellular zinc ion homeostasis. Gene Ontology annotation, cellular component: membrane; Golgi apparatus. The record is from RefSeq and is a predicted model, not a curated record. The coding region runs from base 293 to 1327 and encodes 344 amino acids. Gene Ontology annotation, molecular function: zinc ion transmembrane transporter activity. The transcript has 3 exons.
CUGUCAAAUUGUCAAUGAACGCCAGAUUUCGGCGAUACGGCACGAUGCAAUCGGGCUUUUAGUAUUAAUAAAAUUUCAAUUAAAACAUGCAUUACUCCAUUAGUGCGUGUUCGUAACUAACAAAUCCCCCUCAAUAACUGAAUUACUUUCCAAUAUUCAUUUCAUAUAGCUACGGCUUAGGUUAGAAUAGUUAAGUCUCGUACACGUAUGCAGUGUUUCGGUUUUUGUACGUUUCGGUGUUGAAAAUAUGACGUAAAGUGGGAUUUCCCUAUUCCAAGUUAAAGUUUCCAAGAUGCUGCCACUGACCCAGAAGGACGCCCGGUUCCCGCGCGGGCGUAUCGCCGGACUCCGCGACAAGUUGACGAAUUGGUUCAGACUAAUAUAUUCCGAUAAGAAUUCCAGGAAUUUGUUCCUAUUCCUUAUACUGAACUUGUCCUUCGCCUUCGUCGAACUGUUCUAUGGGGUGUGGACAAAUAGUUUAGGUCUAAUCUCUGAUGCAUUCCACAUGUUCUUCGACUGCACGGGCCUGGUGGCAGGCCUAGCGGCCUCCGUGAUAUCAAAAUGGCGGUCGAACGAGCGGUACUCAUACGGGUACGCGCGGGCAGAGGUGGUCGCUGGCUUCGUGAACGGCCUGUUCCUGCUGUUCAUAGCGUUCUUUAUUAUGAGCGAGGCGGUGGAGAGAGCUAUUGAACCUCCUGAGGUGAAACACGAGCGACUCCUACUCGUCUCGAUCCUGGGCUUCCUAGUCAACAUGGUGGGCAUCUACGCGUUCCACCACGGCCACGCGCACGGGCACGGCGGCCACGGCCACUCCCACGGCGGCCACGGCCACGCCCACAACGGCCACGGCCACGCCCACGACGACGACGUCAACACCGGCGCCGGCAGCGCCAUCAUGCGCGGCGUCUUCCUGCACGUGCUCGCCGACACGCUCGGCUCCGUCGGCGUCAUCAUCUCCGCCAUCCUCAUGAGAAUGUUCGGCUGGAUGCGAGCCGACCCCAUAUGCUCCAUGGCUAUAGCCCUACUUAUAGCUGGAAGUGUUAUACCGUUAGUGCGCGAUUCAGCCGGUGUGCUAAUGCAACGGACUCCUACCGCUUUGGAGCGCGCUUUACCCAACUUGUACACCAGAGUGGUAGGUCUAGCCGGGGUCCACGGAGUCCAGGAGCCGCACUUCUGGACUCUGUGCAGUGACGUGCACGUUGGGGCCCUAAAGUUGGAAGUGGCCAAGGAAGUGGACCCGCGGUAUGUGACGGAGCAAACCGCUAGGAUCUUUAGAGAAGCUGGUGUCAAACAUUUGACGGUGCAAUUGGACUAUUCCCCGCUCUGAUCCUAAAUUAUAAACUGUAGGAUUUAUAGCGACUUGCUUGCGACGACUUUAGGCGUCGUCGGCGUUCAAAGGGUUGUCCAUGGACCUCUAAAAGUUAUAAUUCGGCUCAAAGCCUAGUAUUAAAUAUGUUUGAAAACAAGUGGUGCAAUUAUUUUAUUUGUUAAACGUAUUCCAAUUUCCAAAUGUAGCGUUUUCAAUCGCUUUCUGAUAGUAACUCUAGUUAUUAUGUCUCGAAAAAUGAUCACUGCAAACGAUAGUCGACAACACAAAACACUAAAUUAGAAAAAUAUUGUUUUUCAUAACAGAAUACAGGUCCAUGGAUUUCAAAAUAGUAUCGAGAAUUCGAGGUUCAUACCGUUUUAAGUACAGUACUCUAUAUACAGGUGCGAUUAGAAAAAAUAUUGUCCCGAUGAGGGUUUAUUUAAUAUUGUGAUAAGAUAGUUUUAUUCGAGCUGUAAAUUUAUUUCACAUUUACAUGUGACAGUCUGUAAAGAGGUAUUUAAUUUGCUAUGAAUGUGGAUCAAACACAUUUUACACAAUUUGAAAAAUAUUAUUGACUCUAGAAUAUAGUCUGUUCGGAAAGAGAGUCAUGGAAUGUAUUAGACCCCAUACAUUUCGACUUUUCUCUUUCCAAACAGACUCUACCUACGUAUCUAAUAUCUAUAUAUUAUUAUCCGUAUCUGUUAUUCUUAUUUGAGUUUCAAGUAUUGAAAAAGUAUGUCACCUCUAAAGGCAGCGUAAAAAUUAUCUUCUGAUUUCUUUAAAAUGUUCUAUACCUACAGACGCGAACAAUUAACCAUACUAUUUAAAAUUGUGUUUGACCCGCGUGUAAAGUUUCUUUACAGUGGGUACCUAUUCACUGUACAGUUCAUAUACUUUCACCUUUUAUCAAUAACUUCUUUCCAAUACUUACCUUCCUGCCGUGUCAAUUACUUGUCACAAAUAAGCCAAAAAUAUAUUUCAACUGUUAAAUUUGUACUUUUUAUAAAUUGCCAUAUGUAAUUUAAAAAUACUUGUAGGUACUCCUAUUUUCAUGAUCACCUGCCAAACAAAUGUUGAUAAUAUGCUCUAAUAUUGCUUAUAAUUCGAACAUCAUACCUAUAGACAUUUCACUUUGUAAAUAAAUACUAUUCCAUAAUUAUUUUAGGUCAAAUUAUAUACUUAUAUUUUUGUGAAAAGGUGAAUAUAAAAUUGUAUGUUUGUAGCUUCUAUGUGUAUUUAUUAUGCAUUAUGAUUGUUUUGAAGAUUGUAUAUUCAACCAAAAUUACUUGUGUAAAAGUUUAAUUUACAAUUGCUUCAGGAAUUUUAUUCUUGUACAGUCAGCCAAAAAAGUGGUUUACCACAUUUCGACCUUGUGUUUGAAAUAGAGUCGAAAAGUGGUAAACCACUUUCUUGGCUGACUGUACCUAUGUCAAAGGUUAAAAUGUUUAUCAUUGGCUUACAAACCGUAGAUACAAUACAGUCUUACAUAGAAUACAAGUUUCGGCUUAUCAAUAAAACAAGUUUAUGAUGCACAAAAUGAUAUUAACGAAGUAUAAAAAUACUACUUAUUUAUAAUAAAAUCUAGAGAAAUAUUACAGACACUUCACUCUUGAUUA